AUGGAAGGAGUAAUUGACUCGAAGGAUGCCAAACAGGCACUGGAUCUGGCUAACAUUCGUUUCCAACUGAUCCGCCUCGAAGACACAAUCAUAUUCCACCUCAUCGAGCGCGUCCAAUUCCCUUUAAACAAAACAAUCUACGUUCCCGGCGGUGUCGCAAUUCCCGGGUCCAAACUUUCGCUCUUUGACUGGAUGCUGCGUGAGCAGGAGCGCCUGCAAUCACUCGUGCGCCGCUACCAAUCGCCCGAUGAAUAUCCUUUCUUCCCAGACGCGCUUCAAGAGCCCAUCCUGAAGCCGCUCAACUACCCGAAGAUUCUGCAUGAAAACGAUGUCAACGUGAACGACAAGCUGAAGCAGAUUUACAUCGAGCACAUCCUUCCCCCGGCAUGCCGGCAAUCCGACCGCGGCGACAGAGGAGAGAGCCAGGAGAACUAUGGGUCUGCUGCGACGUGCGAUGUGCUGUUGAUCCAGGCUUUGUCAAGACGCAUACAUUAUGGGAAGUUCGUGGCGGAAGCAAAAUUUGUCAAGGACCCGGAGCGCUUUGUGAAGCUUAUCAAGGCUGGGGAUACGAACGGUAUCGACGAGGCUAUUACUGUUGCGGCGGUGGAGGAGCAGGUACUAGAAAGGCUCAGGCUAAAGGCGGAGACGUACGGCACAGAACCUUAUUCAUCUAUCGCCAGUGCUCCCGCGAAGGUCAACGCAGACGCCGUGAAGGCAAUGUACAAGGAUUGGGUCAUCCCGCUGACCAAGGAGGUUGAGGUUGACUAUCUGAUGCAGCGACUGAAAGGAACGGAAUGGGAGUAG
Messenger RNA from Didymosphaeria variabile, 804 nucleotides. It is a transcript of the gene ARO7, whose product is annotated as chorismate mutase aro7. Gene Ontology annotation, molecular function: chorismate mutase activity. Gene Ontology annotation, cellular component: cytoplasm. The transcript is spliced from 2 exons. The record is from RefSeq and is a predicted model, not a curated record. Lineage: Eukaryota; Fungi; Ascomycota; Dothideomycetes; Pleosporales; Didymosphaeriaceae. The coding region runs from base 1 to 804 and encodes 267 amino acids. Gene Ontology annotation, biological process: aromatic amino acid biosynthetic process; chorismate metabolic process.